AUGGCUCCUAACGUCGCUGCUGCAAGCAGUUUUCCUUCAGGCGCCGUUUCCUCCUCCAGUGCCGCUUCUUCCAUGCCCUCUGCCAAGGCCGCGGCUACGCCGUCUGUAGAGAUGCGUGCGCCGCACGCAAGCCGGCUCAAGCUGGCCCCCGGCCCUGCUGACGUGGCGGGCAACCCGCGCAAGUGGUCCCCACCGCCGCCGCAGGACGGCAUCCCAUUGGACGAGCGCCCCGAGUGGCUGCGCGACGAGGCCUUGUCGUUUCUGGAGCUGUUCGAGCGCAACGUGAGGAAGUUUCCGAGCAAGGCGGCGGUGACGUGGGUGGAGGAGAAGGGCGAGAUCAAGCAGUCGUACACCUAUGAGGAGCUGGAUGCGCUGUCCCGAGCCGUGAGUGCGUCGCUGGUGGGCGAGUGGGGGGCAGCGCGGGGCGACCGCGUGGUGCUGCUGUACCCGCCGGGCCUUGACUUCCUCAUCGCCUUCAUUGCCUGCCUGCGCUCCGGGGUAGUAGCAGUGCCAGUGUACCCGCCCAACCCCCGCGAGCUGAAGAAGGACGUGGAGAAGCUCACUCGCCUCGUCAACGACUGUGGGGCGCGCAUCGUGCUCUCCACGUCCGAGUACCGCUCCAAGAUCCGCCUGUCACUGCUGAAGCUCGUGCGCUGGCCGGGCGAGCACUGGUACAACACCAACGGCAUCAAGCCGCUCCCUCGCAGCGCGGCCGAGAAUGACAGCAGCAGCAACAGCAGCAGCGGCGGCAGCGGCAACGCGAAUGGCACUGGCGGGAGCAGCAGCAGCAGCAUUGAUGAGAUAGCGUUUCUGCAGUACACGUCCGGGUCCACAGCGGAUCCCAAGGGCGUCAUGAUCACCCACACCAACAUCGCCCACAACGUCAUGUUCAUCCGCCGGACCCUACGCAUGCAUUCUGGAAUUCGCUUCUUCAGCUGGCUUCCUCAGUACCACGACCUGGGGCUGAUAGUGGCGUAUCUGAGCACGCUCACAGCGGGCGGCAGUGGAGUGUACAUGUCGCCCAUCGACUUCAUCCACCGCCCCGCCUCCUGGCUGCAGUGGAUGAGCCGCCUCAAGAUCACGCACACAGCAGCACCUAAUUUCGCUCUCAACCUCGCCACUCGCAAGUUCGUCCCCUCCAGAGAUGCCGCCCUGCCCGCCCCCUUCCUCUCCGCCUCCCUCCCACCCUCCUCCUUCCCCACCCCUCCCAAUCCCCCCUCCUCCACCCCCUCCGCUCUCAACCCAUCUGCUGCGCUUCCCACCGCUCUGGACCUCUCGUCGCUGGAGUGUUUCCUGAACGCGGCGGAGCCGGUGCGGCCGGAGGCGAUAGAGCGGUGGAAUGCGGUGCUGGGGCGGUACGGAUGGGAUGCGUGCGGCAUGUGCCCGUGCUACGGGCUGGCAGAGCAUGUGGUUGGCGUGUCAGGGUGGGGCAGCAAGCUGCUGCACCUCUCCGGCAUCACGCUGCACAGCAGCGGCCACCUCGCCACGUACCCAGUGGACGGGCGCAUCGUCAUCGUCAACCCCGAGACGCAUGAGGAGUGCGCGGAGGGCGAGGAGGGCGAGAUCUGGGCGCGCAGCUGCCACGUGGCGCGUGGCUACUGGGGCAAGCCAGAACUUUCAGAGGAGACCUUCCAGGCCCGCAUGAGGGAAGGCGCGCCAGGCUCGGACGAUGGUGCCUAUCUGCGCACGGGGGAUCUGGGGCUCGUGGUGGAGCAGCAGCUGUUCAUCACAGGGCGCAUCAAGGACCUCAUCAUCGUGGGCGGGAAGAACUACUACCCGCAGGACAUUGAGCUGACAGUGGAGGCCGUUUCAGACAGCAUUCGCCCCGGCUGCUGCGCCGCCUUCAGCGUGAACAAGACGAGCCACAGUGCUGCAGCGGGCGGCAAGGGAAAGACGGCAGACAAGGGAGAGACCGGGGAGAAGGGAGAGGAAGAGGAGGUGCUUGCAGUGGUGGUGGAGGUGAAAGCGGUGGCACAGGAAGGGUGGUGGCGGGGAGGUGGAGGAGGGGGGGCAGGGGAUGGCGGGCUGACGAGGCAGCAGAUGAAUGAGCUGGCGGGGGAUAUUCGAAGCGCGGUGGUGCGUGCGCAUGGGGUCAUGCCUGCCAUUGUAGCGAUCAUUGCGCCCCGCACGAUCCCCAAGACCACGAGUGGCAAGAUUCGGCGCAAGGAGACGAGCCACCGACUCACUACAGGCACACUCAACGUGCUCAACAGUAACUUGCACAUGGAGGGCGGCGCUGGAGACACCAUUGAGAGUCUGCACUCAAUUCCUGAGCCUUCUGGGGCGAAGCGAGGAGAGGACGUGGUGAUUGUGGAGGAGGAAAGUUCCGCUGAGAUGCCUCGAAAAGAGGAGCUGAUUGGCCAAGAGGCGAGGGAGAGUGAGGAAAAGGAGGAGGCAACCAGCGGGAAGUUGGUGGAGGAGGAGGGACAGGUGGAAGGAAAAGGGGCGAGUGAGGAAGAGAGUGUGGGGGUGGAGGAAGGGGAAGCUGUAGAUGAGGCUAGUGAUAUUGCAGCAGCUGGUGCAGGUGCAGGAGUGACUGUCGAAGCAGGGGUGCAGUCAGAGGGGGCAGAUGAUGCAGAGGAGGAAGCAGUUGUAGCAACACCAACGGCAGUGGCGUCAGAGGAAGCAGCAGCUGCUGCAGCAGAGGGUGACGUGGCAGGGGCAGCUACAGAGGAGGAUGGGCAGAGCAAAACUCCUGGAGGAGAUGGGGCUGUGGAGGCAGAGGAGGGAGCAGAGGAGGGAGCAGAGGAGGGAGCAGAGGAGGACAUGGGUGCAGCCAAGUGGGAUGGCAUGGGCGUGGAGUCAGCUGUCAAGGCCAUCAUGGGCAUCCACGACCUGGAGAUAGCGGGGGAGCCAUUGCUGAUCGACAUAGGUCUCACGUCCAUGAAUGGCAUGGAGGUGCUCGAGCUGCUGGAGAGGCGCUGCGACCGCAGACUAGUUGUUGAUGACAUGGAGCGAGUUACCAUUGGACAUUUGCGUCGGCUGGAUCAGGGCAUCCCUCUCCCUGACACAUUCGAGAGUGAUGACGAGGAUGAGGAUGAAUGA
Closterium sp. Naga37s-1 is the source of this 3045-nucleotide messenger RNA. Lineage: Eukaryota; Viridiplantae; Streptophyta; Zygnematophyceae; Desmidiales; Closteriaceae. The record is from the annotation of a GenBank genome assembly.